Messenger RNA from Mangifera indica (mango), 647 nucleotides. Its product is annotated as anaphase-promoting complex subunit 11. The coding region runs from base 201 to 374 and encodes 57 amino acids. Gene Ontology annotation, biological process: protein ubiquitination; anaphase-promoting complex-dependent catabolic process; positive regulation of mitotic metaphase/anaphase transition. Gene Ontology annotation, molecular function: ubiquitin protein ligase activity; zinc ion binding; cullin family protein binding. Lineage: Eukaryota; Viridiplantae; Streptophyta; Magnoliopsida; Sapindales; Anacardiaceae. The transcript is spliced from 4 exons. The record is from RefSeq and is a predicted model, not a curated record. Gene Ontology annotation, cellular component: nucleus; anaphase-promoting complex.
AAACACCAGUAAACAAUCAACGACUUGAAGAGAAGAGCAAGAAGGCAUUUGGGUUAAAAUUCGGACUUGAGAAGAAGGUCGGAUUCGUCUUAAAAAAAGAAGAGAACAAGGACACACAAAAUGAAAGUCAAGAUCUUGCGUGGCAUGCUGUUGCUUCAUGGACAUGGGAUGCACAAGAUGAAACUUGUGGUAUAUGUAGGAUGGCUUUUGAUGGUUGCUGCCCUGAUUGUAAACUCCCUGGUGAUGAUUGCCCAUUGAUUUGGGGUGCCUGCAACCAUGCUUUCCAUCUUCAUUGCAUCUUGAAAUGGGUGAAUUCACAAACUCCUCAAGCACACUGUCCCAUGUGCAGAAGAGAAUGGCAGUUCAAAGGAUGAAAGAUUCAGCUUGAUUCAGCUCAUUGCUUUCUUCCUGACUAGUUGAAAAUUCGAUUCAGUUUCAAAUGAAGAAAGGUUUUGGAUUUCUGUCUUUCCUACUCUGCGAUCAGUUCAGGUGUCUUUGUUUCUCCUCAAGCGUGUAGCUAUGAGUUAUAAGCAUCUGUUUUUCUUAUUACACUGGCAUGAAGAAUCAGGAUUCUUUUUUAAGUAGAAGACUGUCAUUGUAUAUUGUAUUUCGUUUUCAGGUUUUAAUAGACUGAAAAUUACAUACCA